Molecule: messenger RNA, 2132 nt
Organism: Rattus rattus (black rat)
Lineage: Eukaryota; Metazoa; Chordata; Mammalia; Rodentia; Muridae
Gene: Zbed5
Product: zinc finger BED-type containing 5
Source: RefSeq, a predicted model, not a curated record
AUGGUAGGCUACGACAGGAAGCGAGCCUCCGGGGGCGUGGUGCUUCGCGAGCAGUGCACACCUAUCCCUGAGGACGAACCACUGUAAUCUUCAGUUUCUGAAAAAUCAGAAAAUGAGCUUUCCAGGGUCAAAUGUUGUCACUUCCAAUAAAAUAGCAACAUUUUGUUAAAAAAAAAAAAAAAGAAAGAAAGAAAGAAAAUAUGAAAAAUUAUUUGUCCUUUGCAUGCAUUUAUUUACUUUGGAAAUUGAAAUGCACCUCAUGCUUAGUGUGUACUCUGUAAGAAAAUUGUAUCCAAUAGCUCUUUAGCCUCUAGUACGCUUGAAGACAUCAGAAACUAAACACUCUGUGUAUAGGACAAAGACAUCAUCUUUUUCAAGCAGUAUCUUGAUUUACCUGAAAAUGGAAAACCUCCAACACCUAAGAUUGUCAAUCCAGAGAAGGAAAGUGCUACAGAAGCAUCAUACAGUGUAAGUUACAACAUGGCCCUGAGUGGAGAGGUUCAGACGGUUGGAGAAUUGCUUAUUAAACCUUGUGCAAAAGAUGUCGUGAUGCGGUGUCUGAUGAACAGUACAGUAGUAGGUGCAGCACAACUCUCGAACAGCACCGUGGCCAUCGGACUCAACUCUAGCUUCGAUACUGCAGAAGAACUUGUUAGGACACUGAGAAUUUGUGAUGGGUCGUCACUGCGACUAGAUGAGUCAGCUGAUGGUUCAGGACUUGCUGCUGUGCUUAUUGGUUAUAGGUUUAAUAAAUCUACCAAGGAGGACCUACUCUUACGUGAAUCUUUACAGUGAAGAAAUAGUGAAGAAAUAGUCAACUGUAUCAACAAUUUUCUGCAGAGACAUGAAAUUGAAUGGAAGAAAUGUGUUGAUGUUUGCAGUGAUGCUUGUAGGGUAGUGGAUGGGAAAAUUGCUGAGGCUGUCACCUUAAAACAUGUAGUUCCAGAAAGAACCAAUAGUCACUGCCUAUUAUAUCGGCACACAUUAGCAGUUAAAAUAAUGCCCCUAUCUGUAAAAAAUGUGCUAGAUCAAGCGGUACACAGUAUCAAUUUCAUUAAAGCUCGAUCACAUCAAUCCCAGUUACUAGAAAUCUUAUGUGAAGAAAUGGGUGCUCUGCACAUAGCUCUUCUGAGUAUAGAAAUAAGGUGGCUUUCUCCAGGUAAAGUUCUUAUAAGGCUUUUUGAGCUUCGGCUUGAACUGUUGGUUUUUGUGGAUUCUGCUUUUUGACUAUCUGAUUUCUUAACAAAUUUGCUGCUAAGACUUGCAUAUCAUGCUGAUAUUUUUACUAAAUUGUGAUGGAAUGAUGUUAAUAUAUCAAUGCCAGGAAAGAAUGUCCCAAUGUUUACAGUGUUUGAUAAAAUAUCUUCAGUAAGAGAAGAAGAAAACUUGGUUUUCCUACACUCUGAAUUUUUGACUGAUAUUAAUUCUACAGUGGAUAAAGAUAUCUGCAGUGCUAUCAGGCAGCAUCUAAAGGGUUUUCUUCUCUACUCUUUUAAAAUAUUUUUCUGUGACAAGUGAUAAUAAUACUUGAGUUAGAAAUCCAUUUUUGGCAACUGUUAAACCAGCCUCAUUAGUAGCUCAGAACCAUGAGAGCCUGAUUGAUUUAACAUCUGAAUCCCAAGUGAAGGAAAAUUUCAGUGAACUGACACUGAAUGAUUUUUGGAGUAGCCUAAUUCAAGAAUAUACAACAUUGCAAGAUGUGCUGUCCACGUACUUCUUCCUUUUACAGUAAUGCACCUGUGUGAAACAGGGUUUCAUGUUAUGCUGACACAAAACCAAAAUAUAGGAAAAGACUUAAUGCUGUGGCUCAUAUGUGGAUCUGCCUUAGCAACAUCAUACCUAAUAUUAAACCAAUAUGUGGCAAAAGACGGGGAAACACUGUUCUCAUCAAAAUUGAACGACUUUGCAUGUCUAUUGUUAAUGUAAGGUGAAAAUAAAAGAUGAAUUCAUCUCUAAUACUGAGAUUUUAAGAAACUGAGUCAAAAAUUCAAAUAUGUUAAUGCCAUUAUUUCUUACAUUGUAAAUUUCAGAGGAUUCCAUAAAUUACAACUAGAAAAUGACAGUCUGUAAAACUAAAUUCUGGUUCCUUAGUGUAACACAUUAGGAUAUGCUCCCUACCUUUUUUCGAAGCA